Molecule: messenger RNA, 774 nt
Organism: Closterium sp. Naga37s-1
Lineage: Eukaryota; Viridiplantae; Streptophyta; Zygnematophyceae; Desmidiales; Closteriaceae
Source: the annotation of a GenBank genome assembly
AUGCGCCUAGAAGGUUCUUGCCAUUGCCGCGCCGUGACGUUCUCUUUGGAGUCUAGCAGCCCAUGCCCAUACCAGCUAUGCUACUGCAGCAUCUGCCGCAAGGUGGGUGGGUCGGGCGGGUUUGGCAUCAACAUAGGCGGCGAUGCGAGGACGAUGCAGGUGCAGGGGGAGGAGCACCUGGCCACGUACCGGGCCAAGAUGAGGGGGGACACGGGCGAGGUGAGGGCACAUGGGGAUGGCCGGGCGUGGUGGUUGCGUGGGAGAGAGGGAUGGGGUGAAUGUAAGGAAGGUACAACUGAUAACGAAGGGAAGGAACCUGACUUGCAGAAUCAAUUCUACCACCAUGAUCCUGCUUUUCCCAAAUCCAUUGCUGCUGUCUCAAAGUUAAGGAGUACGGCUGGAGCUGACGCAAGCAAGGAGGAGGAGUGGAGAGGCGGCUGCUGGAGUGAGGAGAGGAGGAGUGGAGAGGCAGCUGCUGGAGUGAGGAGAGGAGGAGGAGUGGAGAGGCGGCUGCCGGACGGUGCGCAGCGGCGGUUCUGCCGCGAGUGUGGGUCGCACCUGUGGCUGUACGACCCCAGGUGGCCCGACCUCAUCCACCCGUACGCCUCUGCCAUUGACUCGCCCCUGCCCCCCCCUCCCGAGCGCACACACCUGAUGCUCAACUCCAAGCCCGCCUGGGUGCAGGCGAGUGUGGGCCCCACGGACAAGAGCUUUCAGGGGUACCCGGAGGAGAGCCUGGCGGACUGGCACAAGCGCACAGGUGUUGGGCAGUGA